Molecule: messenger RNA, 2007 nt
Organism: Colias croceus (clouded yellow)
Lineage: Eukaryota; Metazoa; Arthropoda; Insecta; Lepidoptera; Pieridae
Product: cytochrome P450 6k1-like
Exons: 9
Coding region: 1-1500 (499 amino acids)
Molecular function (GO): monooxygenase activity; oxidoreductase activity, acting on paired donors, with incorporation or reduction of molecular oxygen; heme binding
Source: RefSeq, a predicted model, not a curated record
AUGUUCGGAAGUCUUCUAAUUGCAGCAGCAGUAUGUGUGUUGGGCUGGCUGUACGUGCGCUGGUCGCGAGUGCGGCAGUACUGGGCGAAGCGCGGAGUGCCGCACUUACCACCAAACCCCCUCUUGGGGAGUCUCACUUUCCUGCAGCGACAGAAUACCGGAAAAUGGUUGAUAAACAUGAACCAACAUUUCAAGACACCUUAUAUAGGCGUGUGGUGGUUUUGGAGACCGGCACUCAUUAUCAACUCCCCUGAUAUCGCCAGAAAUGUUCUAGUCAAGGACUUCCCCAACUUCAAGGAUAGAUUCCUGAGUUCCGGCUCUUCGGAUCCUAUCGGACAUCUCAACAUCUUUACAGCUAAUGAGCCACUAUGGUCUUCUAUCAGACGUCGGUUAACAAGCAUCUUUACCGCCUCCAAACUGAGAGCUCUACAGAAUCUGCUUGAUACUAAAGCGAAUCAAAUGGUACAACGUAUUAAAAAUACCGAAGACAAAACCAGCAUACGCAUAAGGAUGCUAUUCACGGACUACACUUCAGACGUGAUAGGCACGGCCGCUUUCGGAGUGGAGACCAAAGCGCUUGCCGGUGGCGAGUGCCCGAUGCGCAAAGUUACUAAGAGUUUCAUGACUUUCAACCUUUGGCGGGGCCUUAGCUGGAGUAGCAUCUUCUUUUUCCCAGAACUUGUUAACAUAUUCAGGUUCUCAUUUCUCCCCAAAACGGCUACCGAUUACUUCACGAAAGUGUUCCGCGUGGUAUCGGAUCAGAGAAAAUCACAGAAAAGUCGUAUCGGUGAACCCAAGGAUUUAGUUGAUGCUCUUAUUAAAAUAAAACAAGAAUCAGACCUUAACAAUGAAGGUUUAACUGAAGAUACAAUAGUGGCACAAGCUGCAAUAUUCUUGCUGGGAGGGUUUGAUACAUCAGGCGCUGCUCUAACGUUCUCAUUAUAUGAAUUAGCGUUCCAGCCAGAUAUACAAGAAAAAAUUUACAGAGAGUUAAUGGAAAUACAGGAGCAAAAUGAAAAUGGCAUCUUGGAGAUUUCAAAACUUGGAGAAGCGGUUUAUUUUAAUUGUGUUCUCAAAGAAGUUCUUCGAAAAUAUUCUACAAUGGGCUGGCUCGACAGAAUAGCCGUAAAAGACUAUAAAAUAGAUGAUAACCUCACAAUCGAAGCGGGAACACCGAUUUGUGUCAACGCUAUUGGCAUGCAUUAUGAUGAAAAUUACUUCCCAAAUCCCUUAGAGUUCGAUCCCGAUCGAUUUUUGCCUGAAAAUGAGAAAAAUAUCAAACCAUUCACUUACUUGCCAUUUGGAGAAGGCCCUAGAAACUGUAUUGGUAAACGGUUCGGCCAGAUUUCGGUUCGACACGCUUUGGCACAUGUGAUCAUUAAUUACAUCGUCGAGCCUUUAGCAAAUGGACCCAAGCCAAAUGAAGUAGAAUUAGAGAAGCAUAGUCUCUUCUACGUUCCAGGCCAAGAUCUUUAUGUUAAUUUUAUCCCUAGAAAUUAGUAUUGAAACAAAAAUAGGGUUGGUUGUAUAUUUCUACAUAUAUUAACACCUUUAGGUUUUGUUAAGGAUUUAUUAGGUACCUCAGUAUAUGCACUUAUUAACCAACUUCAAAAAAAAGAGGAGGUUAUUAAUUCGGCCGGUAUAUUUUUAUUUUUUAUGUAACUAUGUACACCGAUUACUCCGAGAUUUCUGAACUUAUUUACGUGAUCCUUUUUAAAGUGAAACUUUUAUUACAUCGUCUCAAACUUUUUGGUCUGUGUAGCGCAUGUCGCGUGAUGACAAUUACAAUUUCACUUUUAGCGUGGUUUCAUAAAACCACACAUUUUUUUGUUUGAUGCAGAAUGGUGUCGAAUAAAAUUGGUCCCACAAAAAAUUUUAAUCGGAUUUUUGUCUGAUCUCGAUGACUUAAUUGAAAUGUAGUAACUUUGAUUCACUUCCCGGUAACCGAUUGAGCUGAAAUUUUGCAUACGUAUGUAAAUUGGAUAGCGAUGAAAAAUUAUCAUGACA